AUGCUUCGCUUCGUUGACAUGCUGCAGCGCGUGUGCGGCCGAUGUUUUGGGUGGAAUAGCGUCGAGCCGUCGUUGCCGCCGCCCCACCCGGACGUGUACGUAUUCUUCGGCUCCCAGACAGGCACGACAGAAGGGUAUGCCAGGAGGUUGGUGGCCACCGCUCGCCACCGCAACGUCCACGCCGACGCCAUGUCCCUGAGCCAGUUUGAUGUGGCAAACUUGACGCAAUACACGAUGGUUAUCUUCAUGGUAGCGAGCUACGGCACGGGCGGCCCGACGGACGACGCGUCGGCAUUCUAUAGCUGGCUCAAGACGUCGCUCAAGCCGGACCUGUCGACGAUGCACUACACGGUCUUUGGCUGCGGCAACUCGGACUAUACGGACUCGUACAACGGGAUGGCAAAGUUCGUCGACGCCAAGAUCGGAGCGUUCGGGGCCACCCGUUUCUACGACUUGACGCUUGGCGACGCGGCGGGGGAAAUCGAUCACUUGGACAACGACUACGCCGCGUGGGAAAGCACCAUCUUGGACGUCCUGGCUAUUCCAGCCGCUACUUUGGCCGAGGCACAUGUGGACGGUGCCACGUACGCAGCGGUGAGCACGCCGCGCCCUCUGCCCCGAUCGGGUUCCACGCUGCACGCGGCGCUGUAUCUGCCGCCCGCAAUGCAAGUCUUGUCUGUCCAAGCGCUGUCGUCGACUGCGGUCCAAGUCGACUUUGCCACGGACGUGCCAUAUAAAGCCACGGAAACGCUGGCCUUGUAUCCUCAGAACGCGAUCGAGAUCGUCCAGGCCGUGGCGAGUCGCUGCGGCUUCAACUUGACCCAGUGGGUGCACUCCCCGAGUGAACUCACCCACCAAGAGCACAACCCUGCCAACAUCCCGCUGCCUUGCAAGGUCAUCGACGCGCUCACGCACUACGUCGACCUCUGCGCGGUGUCUCGCACCAUCCUGACGGCGCUCGCCCCUCAUGCCACGAGCCCGUCGGACGCUGAACGACUUCGUCAUCUCGGCUCGAUCGAUGACGCGUACGCUGACGUGGUCCGGAAGCCUCGGUUGUCUCUGGUGGGGGUCCUGCAUGUCUUUCCUAGCGUUCAACUGUCGCUCGCGGCAUUGCUGGCGAUUGCCAGUCCCAUGAAGCCCCGACGGUACACGAUCGCGUCGAGUCCCGCGGCAAGCCCGCAUGUGAUUCAAUGCUGCAUUUCCGUCCCGGAGAACCCGCUCGCACACAUCCACCACCACAACGGAACGAUGGGCGCGUGUGUGGUGUCGCUAUUGAAAGCCCAUCUCGCAAGAGCAUCGCCGCCAUCUGCAUCCGACUGCGUGUGGUUUCGAGGAUCGCACCAGGCGUCGACGUUUUUCUUCCCCGACUCGCAUGAAGCGCCCGUCAUCCUUGUCGCGGCUGGCUCGGGCAUUGCUCCGAUGCGAGCCAUUUGGCAAGAUCGCAACGAGGCAGCCAAGCGCGGCGAGCCCGUGGGCAAGACCAUGCUGCUCUUUGGGUGUCGAGACGGUGAGAGUUGGUUGUACCGGGACGAGCUGGAAGCCUUGGCCCCUCUGCACGUCGAAUGCCUCGUGGCGUACUCGCGGGAACCCGGCCAAGAGAAGAAAGAAUACGUUCAAGACGUGUUGGAGGCGAACCUUGACGCAGUCGUCACUUUGUUGGACACAGCCAACGCGUUUGUUUACGUUUGUGGCAAGAUUACCAUGGCGCAGCAAAUCCAAGCGCUAUUACGUCGCGAUAGACUUGCGAGUUGGUGGGACGCGAUAGUGUCGUCCCGUCGGUACAACCAAGAAGUGUUUGGAUAA
Molecule: messenger RNA, 1803 nt
Organism: Aphanomyces invadans
Lineage: Eukaryota; Oomycota; Saprolegniomycetes; Saprolegniales; Verrucalvaceae
Exons: 5
Coding region: 1-1803 (600 amino acids)
Cellular component (GO): cytosol
Molecular function (GO): FMN binding; electron transfer activity; NADPH-hemoprotein reductase activity
Source: RefSeq, a predicted model, not a curated record